Molecule: messenger RNA, 6250 nt
Organism: Chelonoidis abingdonii (Abingdon island giant tortoise)
Lineage: Eukaryota; Metazoa; Chordata; Testudines; Testudinidae
Source: RefSeq, a predicted model, not a curated record
AGAGAAAAGGCACUCACUCACCCCAUGCAUGUGCCACAAAUCAUGUGAAUUAGUAGUUGUUAACCUUUAAUUUGAAAAGAUUAUCCUUUUGAGUGUACAGCCAGAUAAAAUAAUUACAAUCUGUAAUAACAAUUCUGAUGUAAGGUGUGUGUGUGGGAAACUAAGAAACAAAGCUAUGGUGUAAGAAAAGCACAUAAAAAAUUCCUUUCUCUCCUUGUAUAUUGCUUUUCUCCAAUCAAAAACUUUAAAUUGCAGCACAAUCCAAGGCAGAAUACCAUCUUUCUAUUAGUGUUAAGGGCCAGGAUGAGCUAAACUGACUAGAAAAAAAAGACUUUAUUGAUCUUUAAUUGUAUAUGGCCUCUGAGAACACAGAUGUAGCUCAAACAAUGAGUGUGAGAUUGGGGCCUCAUCUCUUCCAGAUUUCUUGAACUCCGCUUCCCCUGCCAUCUUCCAGCUCAGUCCAAGACACAUGGUCACCCCCCUCUAGCCUCUUUUUUUCUCUUGGAUUUAUUCAGCUGAUAGCUCCUGGGCAGACAGACUGUAUCUGGAUGGAAACUGACAAUGAGAAAUCUAUACUGUUGUAUCCUCAACACCUCUCUGGAUCACACCUGGGGAAGCUUCCCUCCAUUCCAGUUUUGCCCUGUCAGUUGAUUCCCUGAGUUUACAUGACUUCCCCCUGCAAUGGCAUACUGUGCCUGCUUUUAACACAAAAAUUGAAAAAUAUUAAAGGGCCCGAUCCUGCCACCCUUACUCCUGUUGAGCCCUAUUUUGCUGUGCCAGUGUCCCGCUGAAUGGGCCUCGCUCUACCAGAAAUAAUUGGAGGGGGAGGCAGAUUCGGGUCCUGUCUCAAAGUGACAGUGCCUAGUCAAUAUAAGUGUUCUUUCGGCUUCGAACUCUUUGCUUUCUCCAGACUAAAUGAUGCGUUGUAUUUUCUUCUACCUCUCCAUAAUCAGGAAGGAAGUUUUCCUUACACAGGUUAAAUGACCUGGUUCCUGAGAUCAUGUGCUAAGUUUAGACAUGCAUUUAAAAGGAGGGUGUUGCAAGAUAAAUACUGUAAUUAGAGAAACGAAGUCUAUUUCGAAGCCUAAUUUAGCAAACAAAGCAGUUGCAUCUACUGCUCAAAAACUUUAAUGUCGAUCAUAUCUGCACAUACCGAUCUGUAUCCGAUUUUACUUUGCUAAACGUUUAAAAUAGCGAGAGAGAUGGGUAGCCGUCUCAAGUGAUUAGAACUACCUGCAUUUCAGGGUACUGCCGGAUUGGCUGGGAGACUGUAGAAAUGUCCCAUUCCCAGCCCGACGAGAUCAUUUUAAUUAAAGCUGAAGAAGAACUUCAGUUAACAGGCUGUUGCCAAACUGCCUCUGCGAGCGAUCCAGCAGCAGGUCCCCAGAGGAUUAGGUGGUAAAGCGUGCAGGGAAAGUAUCCCUCUUUCUCUCUUUUACACUGAGCAUCUGUAACUUUUCACUGGACGGUUCCACAGGUGGUUUCUAGGCUAAUCCACUUCCAUAGAACCCUGGUGCAGCCGCUGUGUGUCAGAAAAGACCCAAAGAUCUGGCAUGCGAGAGGAAAUUACCUUGCUUGCGAAGUGGUAAUGUUGGCUGGCAACUGAGCGUGGCGCACGCAAAACAACCUCACUGUCCAUGCACAAGGGAGGGUAGGUGAAUGCAGAGAGUUGUGCAAAACCUCCCUCGGUCGCAGCAGAAUCGAAACCUUCGCUGCAAAAGGGCCUAAGUGUCAACAGUAAAACCAAAGCGCCAGGGAAGGCGCGUCUGUCUCUGUCAGCAAAAGCGCAGUGAGCCAGGGAUCAACCUGCGGGCUGUGUUCCCAGGGAGCGCCCUGCUUUGAGAGGCAGAUGCGACCGGCGCAAGCAGCGAUCCGGCCUGACUGCGAGCUUUGCAAAGAGCUGGGGCGUGAGGAGAGGGGGACGUUUGCAGGCUGCAGCGGAUCGAAGUGGAGGCUCCCCGAUCAACGAGGGGAGAGACCGGGACUGGAGCUUCGAGAACUACUGUAAGGGGCAGACCAGCAGGAGCACUGGCAACACUUUCAGCCGCGUGUGUGUGUGUGUGUGUGUGCUGCUAGCAGCCCAUUGGCUGGGGGCUGCCUGAUGUCAUGGCUGGGUGUUCCUAUAAGCUCCCCAACACAUAACGGGCUCAGGACACUUGUAGACAGGACUUCUGGCAGGGCAGGAGCCGCCCAGGCUGCAGCUGCAGAAGGGGAGGGAGGAGGCUAAGAGGGGAACAAACAAAUGCAAAUUCCUGGCCACCAAACAGUCUGUCAACAAGUCUAACUGCAAGAGGCCCUCAGCCCGGCCAAGCCACCGCUGGCAUUUCUCGGGGGGCUGCCAAGUUUGGAUCGCCUACAGCGCGCGGGUGAUUGCUCCCGGACACCAGCCAGGCGCAGCGGGCACCGAGCGCAGGAGACAGCUGGCGUGGAAAGAGCGCCGGCGGAGCGCCGGCUCUGUGCAGCGGGCAUCGGACUUCGGAGCGUGCUAGGCUUGCCUGCGAAGAGCCCCAGCGCUGUGCUGCGGGGGAUCGGACGCGGGGCUGCCCGAGGCUUGCAUGUCAACAGGGAGCAGAGCGCAGAACUUGCGCUGCUGCGGGUAGGAAGCCAUGGGAUCGGUGAGUCCCACCAGCCCGGUGUUUGCUACGGUCAAUGUGAGCAGCAGCAAGGACCCGGACAGUUCCAGCCUGUCGCAAGACGUCUGGAUGGUGGGCAUGGGCAUCCUGAUGUCUGUGAUCGUGCUGGUCAUCGUCUUUGGCAACGUCCUGGUGAUCACCGCCAUCGCCAAGUUCCAGCGGCUGCAGACCGUCACCAACUACUUCAUCACCUCCCUGGCGUGCGCCGACCUGGUGAUGGGGCUGGCUGUAGUCCCCUUUGGGGCCAGCCACAUCAUGCUGAAGCAGUGGAAGUUUGGGAAUUUUUGGUGCGAAUUCUGGACCUCCUUAGACGUGCUGUGCGUCACGGCCAGCAUCGAGACCCUCUGCGUCAUUGCCAUGGACAGGUAUUUCGCCAUCACCUCCCCCUUCAAGUAUCAGAGCCUGCUGACCAAAAGCAAAGCCAGGAUUGUCAUCCUCGUGGUCUGGGUGGUGUCUGUUUUGACCUCCUUCUUGCCUAUCCAGAUGCACUGGUACAGAGCAGGGCACCAGGAAGCCCAAAAUUGUUACAAAAACGACACUUGCUGUGACUUCUUCACCAACCAGGCCUAUGCCAUCACUUCUUCCAUCAUCUCCUUCUACUUGCCUUUGGUGGUCAUGGUCUUCGUCUAUGCCAGGGUCUUCCAGGUAGCUAAGCAGCAGCUGAAGAAGAUAGACAAAUGUGAAAGGAGGUUUCAUAACCAGAACAACAACCAGCAGGAGCAGAACGGGAGAGCAAGUCACAGGAGAACCUCCAAAUUUUGCUUGAAGGAGCACAAAGCCCUGAAAACCUUGGGGAUCAUCAUGGGCACUUUCACUUUGUGCUGGCUGCCCUUCUUCAUAGUCAACAUCGUGCACGUGAUACAGGACAACAUUAUCCCCCCUUACCUGUACAUCCUCCUGAACUGGUUGGGAUACAUCAACUCCGGCUUCAACCCCCUUAUUUACUGCAGAAGCCCGGACUUCAGGUAUGCUUUCCAGGAGCUCCUGUGCUUCCGGCGAUCUGCCCUGAAGAUGCACGCCAAUGGAUAUUCCAACAGCAACGGGAAAAGUGACUUCAACGAGGAGGACGAUGGAUAUCAGUUGGGACAAGACAAAACGUGUGAAUUGCUGUGUGAAGGAGCGGGGCCACCUGUCAGUGAGGACUUAGUGCAUUGUAAAGGUACUGUGCUGAACGGUUGCAUUGAGUCCCAGAGCAUCAAUCAUAGCGCACACGAUUCCAUAUUGUAGAGAGCGGAGCCUUUACCAAAAAAAAAAAAAAAAGUCCAAUGAAAAAGGCACCUAUAAUGUAGUAGCUGCAAGAGAACUAGCAACCUUCAUACAAAUGUGUGGGUGCCCCCUUCGGGGAGGGAGCAGGUUGUUUAUUUGCAGGAUGUACAAAAUCCUCUGGCAAGUACAUAUUUAUACACACCGAGGGUUAUUUUAAGACAGUGGAUGAGGUUCAUCCCGUGAAGACUUGAUGACUAUUGUGGUGUUCUUGUUACUGUGUUUAUCUACCUCAUAGAUCUAGUAAUAAUAAGCACGUAACUGCUGCCCUCCAGCCUAGCUGGACUCCUGUCUCCUUGGUGACUGGGCUGUUUCCCAUCAGAGGGGAAGGUGAUAGGCCUGUCUCUGGAGCCUUUACUUCAGGGAUGAGUCAGGGUUCGAUUUCCCGAAUCAAGGCUGAAGUUUACUUCUUUGUGCAGUGAAUAUUGGUGUAAGGAUGACCUCACUGCACCUGUUUGUCCAAAGUCCUGUCCACUAUAUAAAAGUGUGGUGACAACUUCGAAUGGCUUCAGACUCAGUUCUGCUAGGAAUGGCUCAUGUCCCCCGCACCAAAUCCCCAUUAAUCCCAGUUCAGCUGGUCAGGCUUCAUGUUAGUACAGUAAACAUACCUUUCAACUGCCUAUGCUUCCUUUCCACCCACACAAAUAUGAUGGUCACAUUUUCAUUACUGCGCAUUGUUUAAAUCCCCAAACCUUGGAUGUGAAAGGAAUGGGCAAUGUCCGCUUAUGCUAAAGAAACCAGCCGCUUUCCCCAUUAUUAGACACUUCCUAUUGUAACAGUGUCCUUCACUUGGGAUCUUUGUUCCCUCUUGGCAUCUGGAGAGGUCUGAGCCUAAAUGCCAGAGGGAUUCAUGAGGAUUAAGCCCACAAUUAUAAAAUGGUUAGCACUAGGUUUCUGCAAUUGACAUCCUCCAAAAGCAGGGGGCUGGAACACGAGAACUAGCACUUCCCUUCCGGUCACUCUGAGCCUGAUUCUCCGGCCACCACCCGUGGCUGAGCUCGCUGCCCUGGAGGAGAGCGAGCAUUGCUAGGAAAGGUGGACGGGUCCGUCAGAGCAGCGCUCUGCUGGUUCCAACAGGGUUUCAGCUCAGCGAGUAGCCCGUGGCAGCUCGCUCCGUUUACAGAGGGACUCUAAAGCCAUUUCAGCGCCACUUCAGUGGCGAUCUUCACAGCAGAGAUGCUUUCCCCUUUUCUGUUUUGAUCUCAGAGGGCCGAGUGUGGAGCAGGCUAGGACACGCAGUGGGGGCUCGUAGGCAGUGCUCUGCUGAAUAAAGGGUGGUUUGAUCCGGGUCAUUAUAUUCUGUAUUAUUUGUUAAGCACUCAGUUUGCUCGGAGCUGUACCACUGCGGUCAGAGCGAGCUUAGUUUCAGAAUGCUGGGUUUUGGGGGUCACUGAGCGAACUGCUCUGGGCAGUAUUUUCCCCCUCCUGAAAUGUCCCCUUUUUAGUCUUCCCAUUUUUCAACGGUGGUUACACCCCGGCACUAGUCCCAGCGCUAGUGGAGUCAUGGGGCCGGCACUGCCCUUUAUAGUGCUCUUGUAAAGCACUUUGUGUAAUCGCUGAAUAAGUGUCCCCCAGCUCAUGAGGGCCAGGAACACCGAAGCAUGACCCAGGCCACCCCAGGCCGUUGUACAGCGAAAUCCCCCCUCCACAUCCAGUAAACCGGCUCUUGAACAUGAAUUCUCUUGUUGUACUAAACAAAACAAAUGAAACACGCGGUCAAAACAUGAAUCAGUUUUAGCCUCAGAUGGAGGGUACGGGGCAAAUCCCUGCUUAUGGAAAAGUCCUCUGGAAUUGUACAGGGUGAAGUUCUGUAGGGUGCUUCUAAAAUUACCGUAAAACCUUUAGAUUUUUAAAGGCAAUGAGAUAAUUUCUGGAGGGAUUUAGAAUCGCUCUAUAGAACUCUAUACAAGAGAGAGUAAAUUUGGUGGGAUGAUUUAAAGAAACUAAAGAAUGUUCCCUAUUAAAUUCUAUAGGACUUUUUUCAUUAAAAAGAAAAAAAGAAACAAGCUGGGGGGAUUUGGGAGAAUGUAGAAGACUCUUAUUGUAAAUUUCACUGAGAAAGUAGCUGGAAAGUUGUCCUGUGUGCUGCUAAAAAUCACCGAAAAUUCCUCUAGCUAAAGGGUUUCCCAAUCUUUGAAUUUUAUUUAUCUCAGAGAGCGUUUGGUCUCAGGAGACGGUGGAGAUGGAAGGUUAGGUCAGUCCUUGUUUCUGUGGCCCCGUUUUGUUUGUUUAUUAGCUUUCCCUCUUGGCAGGUUUUACGUUUUGUUCCUGGCUUGCAAAACUUGCUUCACGCUGGCUGCAAGCUCCGCGGGGCUGUCAGCCGGGAAGCUAAUACUCAGACACAAGUGGACAGG